AUGAUUGUCGAUAUUCUAGUCAUUGAAUUCAAUUCAUAUGCUGUGGUAAAAUUGCAAAAUGUAAAAUCAACUACAGUAGCGGUAAAAGGAAAUCAACCUUGCUGGGAGCAAGAAUUCAUCUUUGAAACGAAUCGAAUUGAUGAUGGUAUGUUGCUGGAAAUUUGGAAUAAAGGUGUCCUUUGGGAUAAACUUCUCGGUAUGCGUUAUUUAGCACUAACAUCGGUGCAGUAUAGGAAUGAAGCAGGACCAGGUAAAUGGUUACAAAUUGAUCAAGAAUUGGAAACUCGAAAUGGUCAAACAAUUGGAACAAGUCAUCCAACUGGACAUUCGGUUCUAAUUGAUGUACGCUUCGAAUUGCCAUACGAUGCACAAGGUGCUAAUGCAGAAGAGUUACAAGCAAAGUUGCAAGAAUUAAGUCGUCUUAUCGAAAGUGGUGUAAGUUUUUGA
Molecule: messenger RNA, 447 nt
Organism: Cercopithifilaria johnstoni
Lineage: Eukaryota; Metazoa; Nematoda; Chromadorea; Rhabditida; Onchocercidae
Source: the annotation of a GenBank genome assembly